Molecule: messenger RNA, 414 nt
Organism: Strongyloides ratti
Lineage: Eukaryota; Metazoa; Nematoda; Chromadorea; Rhabditida; Strongyloididae
Exons: 3
Coding region: 1-414 (137 amino acids)
Source: RefSeq, a predicted model, not a curated record
AUGAAGAUUAUUAAAUUUUAUUUUUUUAUUCUUUUUUUCACUAGCUUAUUAUUUGUUUCUAAGGGACAUUUCACUACGUGUACUGGAGUUACUAACAAUUUUGCUUGUUAUUUGAAUAUAAGUCCGCUAGAAAAAGCGUACCAACAUGAUGUUUUUAAAACACUAAAGAGUGUUGAACGUAUGCUAUUUAAUUUGUAUAUCAAAUUAGCUUAUAGAGACAUAAAAUAUUUAUAUAUGUUAAAUUCAGUUUUAAAAUUUAGUUUAACUCAAGAACAAGUGAUGCAAAGUAUACAUUUCCAACAAUUGUUCAAUUUAAAAUUAGUAAAAAUUUAUAAUCAUUUUUUUAAACAUAGGAUGGUCAAUCAAAUUUUAUUAUUAAAUAUGUUUCAAAUAGUAUUUAAAGUACAAAAUUAA